AUGGCACCGAUAACAAUAUCUCCCGCGCCUGCGGCAUCAGCAGACUCUGCAUCAUCACAACCCAACCAGAAACCCACCCCCACCGCCACCGCCGCCACCACCACCACCACCACCACCAGCACCCCAACCCCCCCAACCUCAGCAACCACACAAACCACCACCGCCGCCCGGUUACCCGCAACCCCAGCCCGCGCCCCGCCAUCAACAACAACAGCAUCAUCAACAACAGCAGCGGACCCCUCCCCCUGGCCGCAAAUCGAGCAAAACUACUUCACCUCGAUGCGGCAGCAGCGCGCGCACGAGGACACGGCCCUCGCUAGCGCCCACCGCGCCCGCGUCGCGCCCCUGCGCCAGCACCUGCUCGACACCUUCAAGGCCCAGGAGGACUUGCUGCGGCGGCUGCACGCGCUGCGGGCGGAGUAUGAUGCGGGCAAGGCGGAACUGGAGAAGGUGGAGAGGGCGUUUGAAGGGGAGCAGAGGGAGAGGGCGGCCGGAGAAGAAGGGGGGGAAUAUGCGGAGCGUUCUGGGGGGGGGGGUGGGGAGGCGGGGGAGGAGAUGCGGGAUGGGGAUGGCCGGGAUCGGGGCGAGGUGGUUGGGGGGGAAGAGGAGAGUCGGGGUAAGGGUGAGGGUGAGAAAUGGGGCGAGGAUGAGAGUGAGGUUCAGGGCGAGAGACGGGAUGAAGGUGCGGCGCGCGAUGAGGGCGAGCGCGAUCCUCAAGGCGAGGCAAUGCGGACGUCGGAGAGCGAGCAGCCCGGUGAGGCCGCAGGUGAAGGGAAAUCAACCAACACCGACGCUAAUGGCCUCGGAGACGAUCAGUACGCCUCGCAGUCCGCGGACCAGCAGACCACCUACGCUCCGGUUGUCAAGGAUAGGCAAGAAGACAAGACGCCGGCUGUGGAGACAACUGUUGCCGCGGAACCCCCCAACGAACACCAAAACGAAGAACCCGAGGAAUCACGGGCUGGCGAUGAGACCACUGCGCCUGGCGCAGCGGCCCUUAGUGGGCAACAAGAGGAACCCCAAGCCGUGGAGAAAGACAUGCCCGACAUGGGCACACUCGGCAGCAACGAGCAAUCCGAAAUCUCCACUGCGGCGAACAAUGUGAUGGAAACGGCACCCGCUGAUGGCGAUACGGAGAUGGGCGGCGUGGAGGCUGAACGCGGUGAGCUGCCUGAGGACGAACGCCCGCCAACAGCUGACCACGGUCCUGGCGUUGAGUUGCCAAAACCUGGCCAACAGAUCCACACGCCAGCCCCGACGACGAGCCACGAGGCGAGUAGUACCGAGAACACCCAGCCGCCCGCUACACAGGCCGAAACCCCCGAGAACCAGAGCGUUGUGCCCAUACCCACCGCGGAGGAUGUUGAGAUGCCUGAUGUUCAAGCAGCGCCCGCGAAUGCCGCGGUUGAGGGCAGCCAUGAACUUCAGUCCCCCUUGGAGAUGUCUCACCCAGCACCCGCAUACCCCUCUUCAUCGUCUUAUCUGAGCUCGCGCGACACUACCCCGGAGCUAGGGACUCCCGUAUCCAUGACCGGGGGUGCUAUCCCGCCGGCAACGCCUGGCGAAACCACCGUUUCAGAUCUCGUGGACGUGCUGGACGAGGCAGGCGACCUGAUCGGGCGGCUCCGGGCGUCUGGGACUGGGAACUCCGUCAUGGACCGCUUUUCGCGGCUCCCGGUCAAGCGGCCGGCUCGGAUCCGCCCGGGCCGAAAGUUUACCGCUGAGGAUCUGGAUGCCCUUCCCCGCCCCACACCUGGCGAUGCUAGGCCGAAUAAGUUCCUCAGCUUCUUCGUCCAGGCCAUGGGUGAGAUGCAGGCACGGCCGUGCCAGGACUGCUCUUCGAAUCACGGUCCGUUUCAGGGAUGUGUCAUGGUCAGCGGCGACCCGGACUUUGCGCGGUGCGGCAACUGCGAGUGGAAUAAGCGAGGCUGUCACGGCGGCAGCGUGGAGCGUCCCUCUAGCUCGCGGCACAGUAACUCGACCAAGUCCCCUCUCAAGUCACCCGGCAAGCCGCAGACACCUGGCACUAGCUUCACGGCUGCUAAUAAAGCAUCAGCGAGCUAUGAAGAGGACCGAACAGGCGGAGACGAUGCUGACCACUCGGACGUCGGGAUGGGUAGCAAGGAGACCGCCCCCAAAAAAGCGCCGCGGAAAUCCCUCCCGGGUAGCAGGAAGCCAACGGCGCCGUCGACUCCCGCGGCUAAGACUGCAGAGACCGACGAGCUCCCCGAGAUCAACAAGGAGGUGCUGUGCCUUAAGCACGACGGUGUUGUUUUCACCGACCCACCUAUGAUGCGCGGCGUGCCCCUGGCCAAGAUCUCUCCGGAGCAUCCGUAUUGGGAGCCUGACUGGAAACCGAUUGAGGAGCUUGUUGAACCGGUCCGGCAGAAGCAUCAAGAGAAGUACGACCAACUCGACCAGGCGGGCUCGACACACCGCGACAAGCACCUGGCGAACCGAGAUGCGAAGCGGGGCCGAAUUGUACUCAAGUUUCUAGAGGAGGGCGAGUUACACCCGUACCAGCUCGUCGGAAAGAAGUGGAUAAACUAUCGGAUUACGAACUAUGACACGCUAUUCCGGCUGGCGCAGCUACUCACAGAAGAGCUGCCUCGAAUGGGCCUGGACAUCUCACCAUCGGAAUGGCUCCGGCACCGGCUGCAUGAGCUGUAUAUGGAGAAGGGUGAUAAGUUCGACGUGGCAAGCUGGAUAGGAAAGGCGUACCACGAUCGGAAGAUCGAGCAGCUCCGGAUAAAGAACGGCUUUCCCCGCGUCGGCAGACCGCCGGCACACGCGACCAGGGCCGCAGAAGCCAGCAGCAGCACCAAGAAGCCGCCACGGUCGCUCAAGCGCAAAGACCCGCACCAGACGCCGGAGUCGACGCCGAUCAAGUUGAAGAUACCCAGCGCAAGCAAGGCAUCGGUAUCACCGACCGAAACGCCGGCAUCAGCAUCGGCCUCAGCAGCCUCGGCCUCAGCAACGGCGACGGCAGCGGCAUCAGCAGCAAGCGCAGCCAGUGGGCAGCAAAAGCCGAAAAGGAUCAAGAUCAUUACGAGCCAGCCCGAGUCGACCAGCGAAACCCCAUCGUCCGGCAAGCCUAAGAUCAUCCUGAACAGCCCGUUCCCGCCGUCAGCAACAGGCGAGAAGAAGGCAGCGGCGCAGGGCAAGGAGGCCAAGGAUGAAGACAAGUCAACAGGGCUCGAGUACGACGGCUACACGUCGAGCGACUCGAUCAGCGAGGACCGGCUGCACCCCAACGACUGGCGGCUGCACCAGGUCAAGACGCGGUCGUUCGCGACGCACCCGGGGGUGACGCAGUACUGGCACUGGGUGACGGAGAAGCAGGGGGACAAGAAGGUGAUCGAGCACCAGGUGCUGGAGUCGGUCCAGCCCAUCAAGUGGUCCGUCUUUAAGAAACCCUACAACUUCCACCUCAAGCUUGGCGACAUCCAGGAGGUCUCGUUUGCCCGCGCCAGCAACAAGGUGGUUGUGACGCACAAGAAAGGCCGCGAUGGCAGGGAUCUGGGCCCGCGCGGUCAUGUCAUGGCCCAGUUUAAGCGCGACCGAACCAAGCGGCGGUUUUUGACUUUCUUGAGUCGCGAGAGGGGCGUCAAGGUUGGCGAGGUGAACAAAAUCCCGGAAGAUGCCGCCAAAAUUUCCACAGCGCCAGUUGACAACCUCGAUUGCGCCGCAGCGAAGCCCGGGCUUAUCACUCGACGAAGAACCCAGACCCUCGAUAUCCCACACCACGGCAACGGCAGCCCGACGUCGCCCACCACCAAGAUGCUGUACGAAAUGAUUGGCAUUGUCCGCCCGGGCAACCUCAAGGAGGUAAAAGAAAUCGUCCUCACCGCCGGCCAACUGAUCCUCCGCCAGGGCGGCGUCAUCCGCGACGUCGCCAACUGGGGCGUCUUCCACCUGCCGCGCGCCGUCUCGCUCAACCAGACCCGGCACGUGCGCGGCCACUACUUCGUGCUGCGCUACGAUGCCGGCGUCGCCACACACCAGGACGUGGCUCGUACACUGCGCGUUGAUCCCCGGGUGAUUCGGUCGGGUGGGGUGAAGUUGGGGGAUGGGAAGCUGGAGACGCUGAGUCGGUUUGGGGCGGUGGAGUGGAAGAAUUUGGAGUGA
This is a messenger RNA of Chaetomium globosum CBS 148.51, 4128 nucleotides long. RefSeq lists its product as uncharacterized. The record is from RefSeq and is a predicted model, not a curated record. NCBI's taxonomy places the organism in Eukaryota, Fungi, Ascomycota, Sordariomycetes, Sordariales, Chaetomiaceae. The transcript is spliced from 5 exons. Gene Ontology annotation, molecular function: small ribosomal subunit rRNA binding; structural constituent of ribosome. The coding region runs from base 1 to 4128 and encodes 1375 amino acids. Gene Ontology annotation, biological process: translation. Gene Ontology annotation, cellular component: ribosome; mitochondrial small ribosomal subunit.